AUCAAGUGGUCUUGAAUGAGCUGUCUAUUGAUGAAGAAGCCGAAGAUAGUUUAGCUGCUAGAUUAGCUAGAAUAGACAGUUACGAUUUGDAUAAUGAAUACGUAAAUAAUAACAUGAAAAUUGAAAGGAAACUUGAAUUCGAUAAUUCUUUUCAAGAUUCAGAAAAUAAUUUACAAUUUAAUAAUAAGCAAUUACUUUCAUCUACUGUAACUAACGAAGAAGAUAAUAUUCUUCUAAAUCAUAAAACAUGCAAACAAUUUAACAAAAAUGCUUCUUCACCUAAGAAUCAAAACAUAUUAAAUAUGUCAUUAGAGGAAUCUCCAAAAAAUAAAACUAAUAGGAGAACUCUUAGAAACAGAACCAUUGUAACGGAAAACUCUACAAACAGAAUGUCUACAAGAAGUAGAAAAAGUAAUAWUAAAGAUUUAAUUGAUGAAAAGGAUGAAAAUAAUCAAAAGGAAAAGAAGAGUCCUCUAAAAUCAAAAAAAAAAUCACGAAAGAAGUCAAUUAAUGUUGAAGAAAAGGAAGUUAAUGUAAAAAAAGGAAUCUAUGUCACACCAGUAAAUGCAAAAAAAGAGCUAAGAAGAUCCUCUCGAAAAAGUGUGAAGUUUAAUGCUGAAGAUUGCGAAGCCUGUGAAGAAAGUAAAUUCACUCUUCCAAUGACACCGUAUAUUAGAUGUAGCAAAGUUAGAUUGAGCUUCUUACAAGAUAAUAAUACACCUAUAAAACCUCCUUCACCCAAUAGAGAUUUGAUUUCAUGGGAUACUCCAAAAAAUAAGUAAUAAGUUAAAUUAUUGAUUAUUAAAUACAUAUACUUAAUAAUUGUGUAAUAAUUUCCGCUCCGGUUAGAGUAGUAAAAAGAUCCACGAGAAAUUUCACUAAACAUGUACUUUAAUAAUCAGUAUUGUAUAACUUUUGUACAUAUACUCUUUUAC
Polistes dominula (European paper wasp) is the source of this 935-nucleotide messenger RNA. RefSeq lists its product as uncharacterized. Gene Ontology annotation, molecular function: microtubule binding. NCBI's taxonomy places the organism in Eukaryota, Metazoa, Arthropoda, Insecta, Hymenoptera, Vespidae. Gene Ontology annotation, biological process: signaling; mitotic spindle organization; kinetochore assembly. Gene Ontology annotation, cellular component: cytoplasm; nucleus; spindle pole centrosome. The record is from RefSeq and is a predicted model, not a curated record.